CGGGAACGCCAUGGAGGGACCGGGGAUGGCACCGGGGAUGGCACCGGGGGCCGCACCGGGGGCCGGGCCCCUUCCGGCGGCGGCGGCGGAAGAGGCGGCGGUGGCGGCGGGGCCAUGGCGGACCCACGGAGACCCGGCAAAGUGGCCAGGUACAAACCCCCGGCCACCGAGACCAACCCGGCGCUGGAAGACCCGACCCCGGACUACAUGAACCUGCUGGGGAUGGUGUUCAGCAUGUGCGGGCUCAUGCUCAAGCUCAAGUGGUGCGCCUGGAUCGCCGUUUACUGCUCCUUCAUCAGCUUCGCCAACUCGCGCAGCUCCGAGGACACCAAGCAGAUGAUGAGCAGCUUCAUGCUCUCCAUCUCGGCCGUGGUCAUGUCCUACCUGCAGAACCCCCAGCCCAUGUCCCCGCCGUGGUGAUGGGGGUCCCCGAGGGGGACAAUAAAAAGGGGUCCUGG
This is a messenger RNA of Poecile atricapillus (Black-capped chickadee), 458 nucleotides long. RefSeq names its product PAT complex subunit Asterix. The record is from RefSeq and is a predicted model, not a curated record. The coding region runs from base 115 to 420 and encodes 101 amino acids. Gene Ontology annotation, biological process: protein insertion into ER membrane. Gene Ontology annotation, molecular function: protein folding chaperone. The transcript has 4 exons. NCBI's taxonomy places the organism in Eukaryota, Metazoa, Chordata, Aves, Passeriformes, Paridae. Gene Ontology annotation, cellular component: endoplasmic reticulum membrane.